AUGCUCGCCACGUCGUCGGGACUGGUGGUGCGGUCGUUGCAGCGCGACUGGUUUGACAUUAAAGCAACGAACGAGCAGUUGAGCACACUGCCGCUUCGUUUCCGCUUUGUCAGUCGCACUGCGGCAACCGGCACUGUUGUCCACUAUGGAGACAAUGUUGCAAUUGAAGAGGUCAUUGUCACUGGCCAACUGAGUCCGUCCGACCAAGCAGCCUUGCUGCAACGAACGCGUUUCCAGCGGAUGGAGCCGCACUAUCUCACCAUCAACAGCGGCAAUGGGUUGGUUCCCAUCAGCCAGAAUAUGACUGUGCGCUCUCGUAUGCUGACAGAGAUUGGCGAUCUGGAAUGGACUGUUCACCUGUCUCGCAAUCCGACCAGCACGAGCCUCUCGUCCGUCACUCCGCUGUUGUCGUACAGCCGGCAAGGAGACGAUGUGCUGAGCCGCACGUUGCUGUUUUCUGCGACAGUUGACCUGCUCGAGAGUGCCGGCAUUGACGACUUGAACACGUUGCAGGCUCGCUUGACGUUUAACGAUCCCGUCACUCGCGACUCGCCAAUCGCCCAAUACCCAGGCCGCGACCGCCUCUCCACGAUCACCGAUGACGCCUUCCUGACCCGGCUCGAUUUUGUCGUGCAGCUUCUGCGUCCGACCACUGCCGGGCUUGCCUUACAUCUGGCUUCCAGCUCGGACGCAAUCCUGACGUCCGGAAAUGCAGGCAUUGCGCGAGAGGUGAAGAUUUCCUCGGUGCGUAUUUCAACCCGCGGUCGUUCCAGUACUGCCUACCAGUUUGUUAUCAAGCUCGCCGAGCCAGCCCAUGAUGGCGACGUGCUGAGCGUUUCUCUCAGUUCUCCAGAGCUGGUCAAGUCCACCAGCCAGGGUGUGUCUGUGGCUCCCGCUGACAACCAAGCCCUGUCCGAGCUUGUGCUUCCAGUUCGCUUCCAGCUGAGCAACAACUCGAGCAUUGUGUUCCAUUCCACUUCAAGCAACGGUGCCGAGACGACCGUGCCACUGACGUUUUCGACGGGUGUUGUGAAUGCCGAGCGUGACUUCCCCUCGGUCUCUGACUUUGUCGUGACGGACAGUUCUUCGCCGGCGCGUCUUUUGACGAUUGUUUCGGCGCAGUGCCAGGUUAUGAAUGGGACUGGAAACGCGCUGGUGUUGGACUCUGUUCGGCACGAGGCAGACGUUCAAUCGGGAUGCGUGCAUGUCCUUGUCGGAGUUGCGACCAGCGAUCGCAUGCACCUCACCUUGCCCUUGUACAUUGACGUCGUUCAGGCGCGUAUCCGUGCGGCCCAACGUGUCGAAUAUGCCGAGCGGCGCCGUGUGGCGUUUUAUGAUGAAUGA
Messenger RNA from Capsaspora owczarzaki ATCC 30864, 1344 nucleotides. RefSeq lists its product as hypothetical. Lineage: Eukaryota; Filasterea; Ministeriida; Capsasporidae. The transcript has a single exon. The record is from RefSeq and is a predicted model, not a curated record. The coding region runs from base 1 to 1344 and encodes 447 amino acids.